Effrenium voratum is the source of this 1210-nucleotide messenger RNA. The record is from the annotation of a GenBank genome assembly. NCBI's taxonomy places the organism in Eukaryota, Dinophyceae, Suessiales, Symbiodiniaceae.
ACGAGCCGCUCGCCCAGUAGAGCGCAGCCACAGAUUGCGUGCAUUUGCAGGCCAUGCCGCCGCGCAAGUUCAAGACCGAUCAUCGCCGUGGUGGAGGGUCGAAACAUAUAUCCAGCUUUGACGAAGUGAAGGCAAGGAAUGCUGGCGAGGAGUCUGCCUACGACAAGGCAAUGCUGCUCAGAAGCCUGCAGUUGAGCCAGUGGCAACCUUGUCAAGCCCUUUUUCUCUUGCUGGAGGACGCAUCAGAGCUGCUGUCAAUCCCUUGUCAACCAACAGGUCUGAUAAGUUUGCCAAGGAACUUGGAUGUUGUGACUCAAGCCAACACGUACCAUUAGACUUUCAAUGUUGUGUGAGCACGGCCAUGUUGAGGCCAGAGCUGCCCGGGCUGGCAAAGCUAAAGAGGAGGAGGAGGCGGCGUCUGGAUCGGAGGAGGAAGAGGCGAAGCCAGUAGCCCGCAAGCGCGACGAAGUUUUCGGGGAGGUCUGCAACCCCAACGCGGGCGGCUACGCACACGUGGACAAGCAUGGGGUGGAACUUUCCCGCAAGCAGCGGGAAGAGCUGGAGAGGCAGGCCGCGCGGCGUCGGUAUGAAGAACUGCACAAGGCAGGCAAAACACAAGAAGCCCAAGCGGAUUUGAAGAGGUUGGAAGAGGUGAAGAAGAGGCGUGAGGAUGCUGCCAAGAAGAGAGCGGACGAGCAGGCUUCAGCAAAGGUAACGGAGACAGACGCGAAAGCUGUCGGCAAAGCUGCCUUGAUGAAAGAAUUGAAGCAAGCAAUGGGCAAGGAGGACGAGGCAGCGCGACCGUCGGGCAGUGAUGAGAAGGAGAAGGAGAAGGAGAAAGAGAAGGAGAAGGAGCCCGUGAAAGACAAGGAAGAGCCAGCAAAGCCUGAGGAUUCUGCUCCCAAGAAGAAAACGAUCAAUGGUGCUGAUGUCGCUGAUGUUUACUCCUUUGUGUCCGACGGCAGCAAAGUCAAGGAUGAGGGCAGCAGAUUUCAGGCGACAGAUGGCUCCAUCGAAGCAUGCCGAGAAGCAGAGGCUGACUUCAUGUGAGCCCAGCUAGUGUCUUGCGCAAGGAUGGGACAGUUCCUGCGCGAGCCAUCCCAAAGAGAGGAUUCUCCUGUAGUAAGCCAUAGCCCCGAGCACGUGCGGCGGCAUACAGCCGCAUUCUGCGAGUGCCAAGCACGUUGCGAUCGAGGCUAUGCGCAGGUGG